Astrephomene gubernaculifera is the source of this 570-nucleotide messenger RNA. The record is from the annotation of a GenBank genome assembly. NCBI's taxonomy places the organism in Eukaryota, Viridiplantae, Chlorophyta, Chlorophyceae, Chlamydomonadales, Astrephomenaceae.
UUAAUGCCUAAUCAUAACGUCAGCGCUGUUACCUACGGAGCAUCGUCUCGGCGUGUGGCGGCCGCAGCUGUCCGCGCACCUAAGCAUGCGUACGGCGGACCGGAACCUUUUGGCACCGGCGGUGGCAUUUCGCAGUGGGAGCGCGAAGCAACCGCCUUGCUCCGAAACCACCUGCGAGUGGAACGCGAAAAAGAAUGGAAGCGUGUACGGCACCAGCUGAUCCGUCGCGGUACGACACCCUUGGACGAGCAACAUCUCGGCCCGGAGCGUGCUGCAGAGAUUGAGCAGACUCGAUUGAGGGUUCGCUUCGCCAAGUUCUGGGGCCUUAUGCAUGAAAAGGACCGAUCCUGGCAGUACGACGUUGUCGUACACCUUUGUACGGCACUCUCGCCGUACAGCUGCAAGCGGUACAGCUCCGUGACCGCCGCCACCAUGCAAGGCAUCCUGGCGAAGCGAGAAAAGGCCGAGCGGGCGGUUCACGAGCAGCGGGCGGCAGCCGGGCAGCUGAGGCGCCGCAUGACAGCCGCGGCAAGACAGAUGCAGUACAGCGGGCGGCCGCUGCCGGCGGAG